Molecule: messenger RNA, 1797 nt
Organism: Musa acuminata AAA Group (dessert banana)
Lineage: Eukaryota; Viridiplantae; Streptophyta; Magnoliopsida; Zingiberales; Musaceae
Product: ultraviolet-B receptor UVR8
Exons: 12
Coding region: 322-1641 (439 amino acids)
Source: RefSeq, a predicted model, not a curated record
GAGGGAGAGGGAGGGGCGGAGGUGUGUAGGAGAGGGACGCCCGUGGACUUGUGGGCGGCAAGGAAAGACCCGUCGGCUCACCAUAUUAAAUGCUGGGCUAUGCAGCCAACCAAUCACUAUGAUGAUGAUGAUGGAGGAGAGCGGCGGUGGUACUUCACCCAUCCUAGCCAUACCCCUGUUUUGAAGAACACGUUGGUGGGAGGAAGGUCAAAUCCCGGCACAAAGAGAAAUUGUUAGCUUAUUUUAUCGUAUCUUUUCGAGAUGUUCUUUUAAGGCGGGAGUGUGAGAACGAGAGGGCGACGUAGAGACAAGGGAGUGCUGAUGGCGGAGGAAGGGAGCGGAGCAGACGCCGCCGCGCCGGAUCGCGAGGUCCUCCUCAUCUCUGCCGGCGCCAGCCACUCCGUUGCGCUGCUCUCUGGCAGUGAUAUCUGCUCCUGGGGAAGGGGUGAAGAUGGGCAGUUGGGCCAUGGAGAUGCUGAAGACAGACUUCUUCCGACGUUACUAAGUGCAUUGGACAGCCGAAGCAUUGUUUCUGUUACUUGUGGAGCUGACCAUACAACAGCUUAUUCUGAAUCAGACGAGCAAGUGUAUAGUUGGGGAUGGGGUGACUUUGGAAGGCUAGGCCAUGGAAACUCUAGUGAUGUGUUCACUCCGCAGCCAAUCAAGGCGCUGCAGCGCUUGAAGAUUAAACAAAUUGCUUGUGGGGAUAGCCAUUGCUUGGCUGUGACUAUGAAUGGGGAAGUGCAAAGUUGGGGACGUAAUCAAAAUGGACAACUAGGUCUUGGCACAACAGAUGACUCUCUUGUACCACAAAAGAUUCAAGCUUUUCAGGGAAUUUGUGUCAAAAUGAUUGCUGCGGGUGCUGAACAUACUGCAGCAGUUACAGAAGAUGGUGACCUCUAUGGAUGGGGCUGGGGUCGUUAUGGUAAUUUGGGCUUGGGUGACCGUAAUGAUCGCCUUACUCCAGAAAAGGUUACUUCCAUCAAGGGGGAAAACAUGGUUCUUGUUGCAUGUGGAUGGCGUCACACUAUCGCUGUCUCCUCCUCUGGGAAUCUGUACACCUACGGGUGGAGCAAAUAUGGUCAACUAGGACAUGGAGAUUUUGAGGAUCACCUCAGUCCACAUUUGUUGGAAGCACUUAAAGAUAGCUGUAUAUCUCAGAUUUCAGGUGGUUGGAGACAUACUAUGGCACUCACGUCUGAUGGAAGACUAUAUGGUUGGGGAUGGAAUAAGUUUGGACAACUUGGUGUUGGUGAUAAUGAUGAUCACUGCUCUCCUGUGCAAGUUAAACUUCCAGAGGAACAGAAAGUGAAGCAAAUCUCCUGUGGAUGGAGGCACACCCUUGCCCUUACAGAAAGAGGAAAUGUUUUCUCUUGGGGCAGAGGCACAAGUGGGCAGCUUGGCCACGGGGAUAUUCUUGACCGGAAUACUCCCAAGAUGAUGGAGGUAAUAAGCAAGGAUGGACUAGGUUGCAAGCAGAUAGAAUCCUCCAAAGUGGCACCUUCAUCAGGCAAAAUCUGGGUUUCACCAUCUGAAAGAUAUGCCAUUGUUCCUGAUGAGACUGCUGCAAAGCCUUCAACGAGGGGCAACGGGAACGACACGAGUGUACCCGAGACUGAUGUCAAGCGGAUGCGAGUCUAGCUAGCAUAGCUUUUCGGUCUGUGAAUUAUUAUUCCGAUACAUACCACCCUUCCUUUUUUUUUUCCUUGGGAUAUUAUUUGCAUGAAACUCUCAUUUCAGGAACAUGUAAAUCGUGUGCCCAUACAUACAUGAUUGCAUUAUUCGGUCUCUCUCUCA